CAGCCCUCGGGGAGCUGGGGUACUCUGCGGGGUUCUCAGUGGCCCCAGACCCCAGGAAAGCUCGAGUAAAAGCAAGAGAACUUCACUAACAAGAUGAAGACCCUGCUAAUUAUAUUUGUCCUAAACCUUUGGACUGAAACACUGACAGAUCAGAGCCCAGGGCCAGGCCCUGAGUACGCCGACGUGGUGUUCCUGGUGGACAGCUCCGACCACCUGGGAGUGAAGUCCUUCCCGCCGGUGAAGACGUUCAUCAGCAGGAUGGUCAGCAGCCUCCCCAUAGAGGCGGACAAGUACCGCGUGGGGCUGGCCCAGUACAGCGACGAGCUCCACGCUGAGUUCCAGCUCAGCGCCUUCAGGAGCCGGGGCCCCAUGCUCAACCACCUCAAGAAGAACUUCGGGUUCCUGGGCGGCUCCCCGCGCCUGGGAAACGCUCUCCGGGAGGCGCACAGGACCUACUUCUCAAACGGAAGGGACAGGAAGCAGUUUCCCCCGAUCCUGGUGGUCCUGGCUUCGGCCGAGCCUGAGGAUGCCGUGGAAGAGGCCGCCGAGGCCCUGCGCAAAGACGGGGUGCGGAUCGUCUCCGUGGGGACGCAGAGUGUGUCCGAGGAGACCCUGAAGGCCGUGGCCACGGCCCAGUUCCACUACCGCCUCCGCACGGUCCGAGACCUUGGCGCGUUCUCCCUGAACAUGACGCAGAUCCUCAAGGAGGCGGCUCAGUCCACGGAGGGAGCAGCCCACGCUGAAAGCGCAGUUCCCUCUCCCAGGGUGUGUCAGAAAGAUUCCCUUGCUGACCUCAUGUUCCUGGUAGAUGAGUCUCUUGAGACCAGAGAAGAUCUCCGGAACCUGCAGAGCUUCCUGAGGAACAUCUCCUCCUCCAUGGGUGUGAAAGAAAACUGCCUGCGGCUUGGCCUGAUGAGUUACAGUGACAGAGCCCAGACGCUUUCUCUUCUGAAAUCAAGCACAACCCAAUCGGAAUUUCAGAAGCAAAUUGAGAAGCUGUCUCUGCGGGCUGGAAAAUCCAACACAGGGGUUGCCCUUGAGAAGCUGAGGGCAGAAGGCUUCUCAGCCUCAAAUGGUAGCAGGAGGGCACAGGGAGUGCCUCAGAUUGCAGUCCUGGUCACUCACAGACCAUCCGAUGACCAGGUGCGCGAGGCUGCCCUGAGUCUCCGACUGGAGGACAUAACUGUGUUUGCCACGGGCAUCCAAGGAGCUAACAAGACCCAAUUAGAAGAAAUAGUGUCUUACCCUCCGGGACAGAUGCUCUCCAUGCUGAAGUCCUACGCAGACUUGGAAACUUACAGUAAGAACUUCCUGAAAAAGCUCCAGAAUGAAAUAUGGUCCCAAAUUUCAACUACUUCUGAACAAGUGGAACUUGAUAAAACUGGCUGUGUGGAUACAAAAGAGGCCGAUCUCUAUUUCCUCAUCGACGGCUCCGGCAGCAUUGAGGACAAACACUUUGAGCAAAUCAAGGCAUUUAUGACGGCAGUGAUAGAUAUGUUUAGCAUCGGCCCAGGCAAAGUCCAAGUUGGCACUGUGCAGUUUUCAGACACGACGGAAGUGGAAUUUAAUAUCAGUCACUAUUCUAAUGAUGUGAAAUUAAAGCAGGCUGUUUCUAACAUCAAGCAACUCAAAGGCGGCACUUUGACUGGGGCAGCACUGGACUUCAUGCUGCGAGUGAUCAGGGAGGACAGGAGACACAGGACCACCGAGGUCCCCUGUUACCUCGUUGUGUUGACUGACGGGAUGUCAACGGAUGGCGUUGUGGAACCUGCUGAGAGACUGCGGGCUGAACACAUCACCAUUCAUGCAGUCGGCAUCGGGGAGGCCAACAAGAUAGAACUACUACAAAUUGCUGGGCAAGAGGAGAGGGUUAGUUUUGGGCAGAACUUUGAUUCUUUAAAGAGCAUAAAAGACGAGGUUGUUCGCAGCAUCUGCAGUGAGAAAGGAUGUGAAGACAUGAAGGCUGACAUCAUGUUUCUGGUGGAUGGUUCUAGGAGUAUAGGACCUGAAAAUUUUGUGAAAAUGAAAACCUUCAUGAAAAACCUAUUAGCUAAGAUUCAGGUUGGUCCAGACAAAGUCCGGAUUGGUGUCAUCCAGUUCAGUGACUAUAAUAAGGAAGAAUUCCAGCUUGACAAAUACUUCACACAAGGAGAAAUUUCUGAUGCCAUAGACAGCAUGUCUCACAUCGACCAGAACACUUUGACUGGAAGUGCACUAACCUUCGUAGCUGACUACUUCACCGAGCCCAGGGGGGGCCGUCCCACAGUCAGAAAGUUCCUCAUCCUCAUCACGGAUGGAGAAGCCCAAGAUGAAGUCAGAGACCCCGCGAGAGCCCUUCGGGACAAAGGUGUGACCAUCUUCUCCGUGGGGGUGUACGGUGCCGUUAGGUCUCAGCUGGAGGAGAUCAGUGGGGACAGCAGCCUGGUCUUCCAUGUUGAGAACUUCGAUGAUCUAAAGGCUAUAGAGAAAAAGCUUGUCUUCCGUGUGUGCGCUCUUCACGAUUGUAAAAGGAUUAAGCUGUUAGACAUCGUGUUUGUGCUGGACCACUCAGGCAGCAUCAGCCGCCAAGACCAAGAAAGCAUGAUGAACCUCACCAUCCACCUGGUGAAGAAAUCGGACGUGGGCCCGGACCGAGUUCAGUUUGGAGCGCUCACGUACUCUGACCAGCCCGAGGUUCUCUUCUACCUCAACACCUACUCGAACAGGUCCGCGGUCGUUGAGCAUCUGAGGAGGCGCCGGGACACCGGCAGGAGCACCUACACCGCCCGGGCCCUGGAGCACGCCGGCAGCCUGUUCACGGAGGAGCACGGCAGCCGCAUCAAGCAGAACGUGAAGCAGAUGCUGAUCGUCAUCACGGAUGGGGUGUCCCACGACCAAGACCUGCUCGGGGACGUGGCCUCGAAGCUGAGGCGCCAGGGCAUCGUCAUCUAUGCCGUGGGUGUAGGACAGGCCAACCAAGAGGAGCUCGAGAUGAUGGCGGGGGACAGAAACUACACUGUCCAUGUGAGUGACUUCAGCAAGCUGAAGGAUGUCUACCAGUCUCUGCAAGACAGCAUGUGCACCAACGCAGGAGAGGUCUGUCAAGUUCCAAAAGCCGACGUGAUCUUCUUUUGCGAUGGCUCGACUAGGGUGUCCAAUACAGAAUUUGUUACCAUGAUGACUUUCUUGUCGGACUUAAUGGAUGAUUUUGACAGUCAGUCUCAAAGAAUGCAAAUUGGGAUGGCUCAGUUUGGGGUCCGCUACCAAGAAAUUAUUGAGUUGCAAAAUUCUCUGACUCCAGCCCAGCGGAAGGCUCGGAUUCAGACCAUCACCAAGAGUGGCGGGCAUCCGAGGAUGGACUUGGCCCUUAAACAAGUGGGUGUUAUGUUUGAGCCAUCUGCUGGGAGCAGAAGAAACGCUGGUGUCCCCCAAAUUUUGGUUGUCAUCACAUCUGGGGACCCCACCUACGAUGUGGCAGCUGCAGCGAAGACCCUGAGAGAAGACGGAAUUUGCAUUCUGGUUUUGGGCAUCAGAGAUGUUCAUAAGGAACAGCUUCUGCCGAUAACGGGCAAUUCUCAAAAAAUCAUCACUUUUCAAGACUUUGAUAAGCUGAAGAAGGUGGACGUGAAGAAAAGAAUGGUCCGUGAAAUCUGCCAGAGUUGCGGGAAAACCAACUGCUUUCUGGACGUCGUGGUCGGCUUCGACAUUUCCACACACCUGCUGGGGCAGCCGCUGUUCCACGGCCACCCCCGGCUGGAAUCCUACCUCCCAGGCCUUUUAGAGGACAUCUCCUCCAUCGGGGGGGUGAGCUGUGGGGCAGGUGCAGAGGUGCAGGUGAGUGUGGCCUUUAAGGUGAACAGUGAGAAGAGUUUCCCUACCAAGUUCCAAAUCUACCAGAAAACAAUAUGGGAAAACCUCCUGCAAGAAACCGUCUCUGGGCCAACUCACCUGAACGUGCAGUUCCUGCAGUCCAUGUGGGACGUGUUUAAGGAUUCACCUUCAUCCCGAGGACAGGUGCUACUCAUCUUUUCAGAUGGUCUUGGGGGUGAGAGCAAAGCAGUGCUUGAAGAUCAAUCGGACAGGCUCAGAGAAGCAGGACUUGAUGCUCUGCUGGUGGUCUCCCUAAACACGACUGCCCAUGAUGAGUUUUCCAGCUUUGAGUUUGGAAAAGGAUUUGAUUACAGGACUCCCCUGACCAUUGGCACGAGAGAACUGGGCAAAAAGUUGUCGCAGUAUCUGGGAAACAUUGCAGAGAGGACUUGCUGCUGUGCAUUUUGCAAGUGUCCGGGGGUUCCAGGACCUCGGGGGCCCCGCGGACAACGAGCCUUGAAGGGCUUUCCGGGUCUGAAAGGCAGCAGAGGACACAGGGGAGAGGAUGGAGACCUUGGAACACGAGGAGACACUGGACCCCAAGGAAAUACAGGGAUCGCAGGAUGUCCAGGGGAGCAGGGUCAAAAGGGAGCCAGAGGAUUUUCUGGAUAUAAGGGAGAACAUGGGGACGACGGGGUUGAUGGACUCAGCGGGGAAGAGGGCGUGCGUGGAUUUCCCGGCAAUAAGGGAGAAAAAGGGGACCAAGGAUCCCAGGGGAGCCCAGGUUCCAGAGGCCCCCCUGGAGGAUAUGGGGAGAAGGGCUUCCCAGGGGAUCCUGGUAAUCCAGGACAGAACAAUAAUAUCAAAGGACAAAAGGGGUCCAAAGGAGAACAAGGAAGGCAGGGUAGAACCGGCCAGAAGGGGACACCAGGCAGCCCCAGUUCCCAAGGAAGCAGGGGACGAGAAGGCCAACGGGGGACCCAGGGUGCCCCGGGACAACCUGGGAACCCUGGACCUCAAGGCGCACUGGGACCCGAAGGAUUACAAGGUCCACAGGGGUUAAACGGAAUUCCGGGCAGGAAAGGCGAGAAGGGGAACCAGGGUCACAAAGGACCUCAGGGCGCCGCUGGCCCGGUGGGAGAUAAAGGAAGUGAUGGAAGGCCUGGACCCUUGGGGAAGAAGGGAGAGCCAGGAAUUCCUGGAGACCCGGGGCCAGCAGGGCAAGCCGGACCUCGAGGAAAGCAGGGUGAUUACGGCAUCCCAGGCUACGGUCCUACGGGACGAAAAGGAGUAAAGGGCCCAAGAGGAUUCCCUGGCGAUAUGGGGGAAAAGGGUGAUGUUGGGGACCCUGGAAUUCCUGGGGGGCCCGGACCGAAAGGAUUUAGAGGAUUACCGCCCACUGUAGGUUUGAAAGGUGAAGAGGGUUCUCCAGGACGCCAGGGCCCACCUGGACAGAGGGGAGCUAAAGGCAUGGCCGGGCAGCCCGUGUAUUCUCAGUGUGAUCUGGUUCAAUUCCUGCGGGACCACAGCCCUUGUUGGAAAGAAAAGUGUCCCGUGUACCCAAUGGAUCUGGUAUUUGCCCUGGACCAGUCCUCUGACAUCACAGAGCUGAGAUUCAAUGAAACGAGGAACACCAUCACUUCCAUCAUCAGUGACCUCAACAUCCGGGAAAGUAACUGCCCCGUGGGAGCAAGGGUGGCUGUGCUUUCCUACGACUCAGCCACCAGCUAUCUGAUCCAUCCGUCUGACUACCGUAACAAGAAGCACCUCCUUCAACUUCUUUCCCAGAUAAAAUAUUCAAAGUCUAGAGAAGUCCGAGACAUCGGGAACGCAAUGCGGUUUGUGGCCCGGAAUGUCUUCAAGCGGACGUCCGCGGGAGCCAGUGUGCAGAGGGUUGCUGUGUUUUUUAGCAACGGACAAGCCACCAGUAGGUCAUCCAUCAUCACGGCCACCAUGGAGUUCAGCGCCCUGGAGAUCAGCCCGGCAGUCAUUGCUUAUAAUGAGAGGAAUUUCCUUGAUGAGGCUUUUGGGUUUGACGACACCGGGACCUUCCAGGUGCUCCCUGUGCCUCCAGAUGGGGAAUACGAACCAUUAGAGAGACUGCGGCGCUGUACCCUUUGCUAUGAUAAAUGUUUUCCGAGUGCUUGCAGCAGAGAGAUUUUCUUGCCCGAAGACUCAUACGUGGAUGUAGCCUUCCUCUUAGACAAUUCUCAGAAUAUGGCAAGAGAUGAGUUUAAGGGUGUGAAAACCUUGGUGAGCUCGAUGCUUGACAACUUCAUCAUUGCCUCAGACCCUGUCAUCUCAGACUCUGGUGAUAGAGUUGCUUUGUUGACCUAUUCUCCUUGGGAUAGGAGAAAGAAGGAUGUGGUAAAAACCGAGUUUGAGUUUACAACGUAUGACAGUCAAGUUCUAAUGAAGAGACACAUUCAGACUAACCUCCAGCAGCUACAUGGAGAAGCUACCAUUGGCCAGGCCCUGCUGUGGACUGUGGAGAAUCUCUUCGCAAGAACACCCAACCUGAGAAAACACAGGAUCAUCCUUGUGAUCUCUGCUGGAGAAAAUCGUGAGAGAAAGGAAUUCUUAAAGAAGACGGCUCUGCGGGCCAAGUGUCAGGGAUAUGUCAUAUUUGUGGUUUCCCUGGGGUCAACCCAUAGGGCGGACAUGGAGGAGCUAGCCAGCCACCCACUGGAUCACCAUCUGAUACAACUUGGGAGAGUUCAUAAACCGAAUCUGGAUUACAUCGUGAAGUUUUUAAAGCCAUUUGUGUACUCAGUUCGACGAGGAUUCAAUCAGUACCCACCAGCGAUGCUUGAGGACGCCUGCAGACUCCUCAGCUCAGAAGGAGAGGAGAAUGAAGACAUGAGUCUUCUGUUUUCUUCUGAGCCGCAUGAGAUUUCUUCAGGAGAAAACAGCUUCAUUGGUCAGGAAUUAAGUGCUGGAAGAGACUCAUCUUUUGUGUUGGGGGACAGUGGGAGUGACCAUUUGGUUUACAUUCCAAGCCACAUGUUUAUGCCACCGAAAUUAAUGACUAAGUAUGAAAAAGAUCAGGAUUCUGGAGAAAUUGCAAGUCUCACUUCGGGACAUGAAAACCAUGGCAGAAAAGAAGAACCAGGUCUUGCUUAUGAACCUAGCACUGCCUCUCUUCAAGAAUAUUACAUGGAUGUGGCCUUCCUCAUAGAUGCUUCCCAAAGAGUAGGAAAGGAUGAGUUUAAGGAUGUGAAAGCGUUUGUAACCUCGGUGCUUGAUUACUUCCACGUGGCCCCAGACCCACUGAUCUCCAUGCUGGGAGACAGGGUAGCAGUCCUGACCUACUCUCCUCCAGGCUACAUGCCCAACACUGAAGAAUGCCCCGUCUACCUGGAAUUCGAUUUGGUCACUUACAACAGUAGACACCAAAUGAAACAGCAUCUCCAAGACUCUCUCCAGCAGCUCAAUGGAGAUGCUUUUAUUGGCCAGGCCCUACAGUGGACAGUGGACAAUGUUUUUGUAGGAACCCCCAACCUCAGGAAAAACAAAGUGAUCUUUGUCAUAUCUGCUGGUGAAACCAACCCUUUAGACAAGGAAGUUUUAAGAAAUGUGUCUCUGAGUGCCAAGUGUCAGGGCUACUCCAUAUUUGUGUUUUCCUUUGGUCCUGUGCAUGACGACAAGGAGCUAGAAGAAUUAGCCAGCCACCCACUGGAUCAUCACUUGGUCCAGCUUGGCCGGUCCCACAAGCCAGACUUGGACUAUAUCGUCAAAUUUGUCAAGCCGUUUGUUCAUUCAAUCAGACGCGCCAUCAACACGUAUCCCCCUGCAGAUCUGAGACCCCGGUGUGUUAACGUCACUGCUCCCCACUCAGAGGAUGAUGGCACAGAAAACACUGUGUUCCUCAUUCCUGAGGUGUAUGAAAUAGAGACGGAGCACUGGGAGCCUUUGGGUGAAUUCGGGUCCCAGCAGCAGCAGCAGCAGCAGCAGCAGCUCUCUGAAUUAGGGGACAGUCGUAGGAAUGGUUCUGGGACCAGCACUGAUCUGAUCCAGAGGUGGUACAUGCUUUCACCUCCUGGGGAGCUGAUGAAAGACAAGGACGAGGCACAUUCAGAAGAACUCACAGCUGCAGCAGACAACAGACAGCAAGAUAAAAAAGAUGCUGAGGACACAAGAUGAUCAGAGCAGGAAAGAAUGUAGCUCCACGUGGCUCUCACCAGAAAGUUUAAAUCAUCUAUUAGAGGUAGAGUGGUAAGUGGCAGAAAUUUUUCAUGAAAACAGUUGGCUAAUAACAUGCCAAUUUGUUCUGUUUCGAAUUUGAAGGAAAGACUUUUCUGAGUGAGGACUUCAAUGAGCAGAUCCAAGAAACUAGGAAUGAUUUUAUUUCUUCCAAGAAUUGGGACAAUGGACUGUGAAGGAUUAACUGAAUCUUUUCUUUGACAACUCUGUGCCGGGCAUCAAUGGUGAUGAUGUAUCUGACUAAAGCAUAUAUUUGCCCUAAUUUUCAUCACAUCUGUAUCUCAAAUUGGACUCGAGUAGAAGGCACUGAGGUUCAGCAUCUCCUAAGAAUGUCUUCAGUCUAUUCAGAGAAAUAGAAAGCCACGCCCAUGUCUUAUUUCCAGUGUGACCCUAAUGGUGCAUUUAAAACCGAUUGCUCUGUAAACCCCCCAUCAGGCUACUAACAUUAUAGUCAAUGCCUGCUCUUCACAGGAUGUUUACAAAAGAAUGGAACUUGUAAGAAAGAAAAAAUGAGACAAGGCUCAUUUUAUGCACUGCUGCUUUGUGCUGUGAUCAUCUGUUUUAGCAUGCUUUGCUUUGCGGGUAUUUGAUUUUGCUGCAAACAAAACAAAACGUAUGGAAAAGCAUGAACAUACGACCAGAACUGUUCCUGGGAAUUAGCAAGAGACGAGUUCUACAAUAAAGGCAAGCCUGAGCUGGG
Messenger RNA from Camelus dromedarius (Arabian camel), 8692 nucleotides. RefSeq names its product collagen type VI alpha 5 chain (gene COL6A5). Lineage: Eukaryota; Metazoa; Chordata; Mammalia; Artiodactyla; Camelidae. The record is from RefSeq and is a predicted model, not a curated record. Bases 94 to 7932 code for a protein of 2612 amino acids. The transcript is spliced from 41 exons. Gene Ontology annotation, molecular function: extracellular matrix structural constituent conferring tensile strength.